UUCAGGAUAAUGUGAAAUAAAUGAUCGUUAAUAUAUUGAUGAUAUCGUGGCUUUCCACGCAAAUAUAUAAAAGGUGCUCACUAAGGGAUCGAGUAGAAACAUUGGUGCAAUGUUAGUCAUUAUUAUCUAUUAUCGCGAAUAUUUAGAUGAUCUCAGUAUAUAUGCUUGUAUGAAUUAAAAAUUGCAACUUGAACCACUCUUAACGUUAGAUAAAAAAUAAACUGUGUGUGCGUUAUACGUUAUCCUUACUUCCCAGGAUGGGUAGGAGACCCGUGUUGAUGGGUGCAUUAUUUUUGACUGGAGUCAGUGGGAUUGGUGCAGCUUUUUCACCGUCUUUUACAGUUUUUGUAGCUUUUCGGUUUCUUAUUGCGAUGGGUGCCGCCACUGCAGUGAGUGUAUCAUUUUGUUUAGUUACAGAAGUUAUAGGCACGAAUGUUCGUUCUACAGUGUGUACUGUACUAGGAUUUAAUUGGACAUUUGGAGCUUUGAUUCUUGCUGGAUUGGCCUGGUUGUUACGUGACUGGUUUUACUUGCAACUUGCUAUGUCGAUUCUCUGUUUUCCAUCAGUUUUAGCGUGUUGGUUUCUACCAGAAUCUCCACGAUGGCUACUAACUCAUGGUUACUUGGAGAGAGCUGAGGAGGUCAUUCACAAAGCUGCUUCAUUAAACGGAAUAGCUGUCAGACAUAUUCAUGAUGCCAUUAAGAAAAUUAAAGAAGUUUCUGACAUUGAAAAACAAACGAUGGCGAAGAAGAUGGUUAAUAUUUUGGACCUUGUAAAAACUCCUGCCAUGCGAAAGAGAAGCCUAAUCAUGUUCGGCGUUUGGUUUGUCGACUCCUGUGUCUUUUACGCCAUUGCUCUUGGAACCACCGACUUAGGAGGAAAUCCAUUUGUUAAUUUUUCUGCUGUAGCGGUCGUCGACUUUCCUGCUGGCGUCGCCUGUAUUUUUAUUCUUCGACACUUUGGAAGAAGAACACCGAUAAUGGCAUCUCUAAUGACUGUUGCUUUGGCAUGCUUAAUAUCUGCCGCCCUUCCUGAAGAUCCCAACUGGAUUCGAAUACUCCUAGCAAUGUUAGGUAAGUGUGGUAUAUAUUCGGCUUUCCUCAUUACGUACGUGUGGACAGCAGAGCUCUUUCCCACUGUCAUCCGCAGCCUCGGCCUCAGCACCAGCUCUAUGAGUGCCAGACUUGGCUCCAUUACGUCGCCAUUUUUGGGCCAUCUAGGUAAACUCACUCAUCGUUCCGUACCAUUUGUGGUGUGUGGAAGUCUUCCGUUGGUGGUCGGAGUAACUGUGCUGUUUCUUCCCGAAUGUCACCAUCACAUGAUGGACACAAUAGAAGAAGUAGAAGGUCAUAGAAAUGAUAUAGAAAAUUCAUCGUAUCCACCACCAGUAAUGAAAAAUGAAAUUGAAGAAGUAGACCCUUUGACAGUUCAGAUGUUGUAGAACUACAUUGCAUAAAUGUGACACAUACGUGUUAAAACUAGUCCACAGAUCGGAGACGAAGCUCCUUGUACGCAGAAGAUGUGGUAAUAAUGCAAGUCUGUCUUCUUCCCAAACAGUAUGGGAUUCAGAUUAGGAGUGUCCACUAAUUACGGGAACUACUUUUUAAACUAUUAAAAAACGAAUUUUCUAUUUUUGAACAUAUCUAGUUUGAUCAUAUGUAGAGUUUUUAACGAAAUAAAAUAUCGUGACAUAUUUUUACGUACAA
Limulus polyphemus (Atlantic horseshoe crab) is the source of this 1707-nucleotide messenger RNA. Its product is annotated as organic cation transporter protein-like. Lineage: Eukaryota; Metazoa; Arthropoda; Merostomata; Xiphosura; Limulidae. Gene Ontology annotation, biological process: transmembrane transport. Gene Ontology annotation, molecular function: transmembrane transporter activity. The transcript is spliced from 8 exons. The record is from RefSeq and is a predicted model, not a curated record. Gene Ontology annotation, cellular component: membrane. Bases 258 to 1442 code for a protein of 394 amino acids.